This is a messenger RNA of Aptenodytes forsteri (emperor penguin), 2672 nucleotides long. RefSeq names its product nephronectin (gene NPNT). The record is from RefSeq and is a predicted model, not a curated record. The coding region runs from base 1 to 1935 and encodes 644 amino acids. NCBI's taxonomy places the organism in Eukaryota, Metazoa, Chordata, Aves, Sphenisciformes, Spheniscidae. The transcript is spliced from 16 exons. Gene Ontology annotation, molecular function: calcium ion binding. Gene Ontology annotation, cellular component: membrane.
AUGUAUUUUCGAAUGUAUGAAGAUGGAACAGCGUCAGAGGCCAUAUGCGUGGUUUUCUGCUUAAUCUGUGAAGGCAUUCACAAUUGUUUCACUCGCAUGCGGAACUCAUCCCAGUUCCACCUUGUUGCCCGCCUGCAAGUGGGGAUCCAUGCAAUGUGGCCCAGACAAAUAGUCUCCUCCACAGGACUGUGUCGGUUUGGAAGUAGAAUUGACUGCUGCUGGGGCUGGGCCCGAUUGUCCUGGGGACAAUGCCAACCUUUCUACGUCUUAAGGCAGAGAAUAGCCAGCCUAAGGUGCCAGCCCAAAGCUGUAUGCCAGCCAGGAUGCAAACAUGGUGAAUGCGUUGGGCCAAACAAGUGUAAGUGCCACCCAGGAUACACUGGAAAAACCUGCAACCAAGAUGAGCAGCUAUAUACAAGUCCACCUGGUCAGAGCAGUGAAGCACUUCUAUUCCGCCCCCUGGAUCAUCACGCAAGAAAUAUAGCAUCAAGGGAUCUAAAUGAGUGUGGACUAAAGCCACGGCCGUGCAAACACCGGUGUAUGAAUACCUACGGCAGCUACAAGUGCUACUGUCUGAACGGCUACAUGCUUAUGCCAGAUGGAACGUGCUCGAGUGCCCUUUCUUGCUCGAUGGCAAACUGUCAGUAUGGCUGUGAUGUACUGAAAGGGGAAGUACGCUGCCGCUGUCCUUCUCCAGGACUGCAGCUAGGGCCUGAUGCCAGGACUUGCAUAGAUAUUGAUGAAUGUGCUACUGGGAGAGUUAUCUGUCCACGAUUUAGGCACUGCGUCAAUACUUUCGGAAGCUACAUUUGCAGGUGUCAUAAAGGCUUUGAUCUAAUGUACAUUGGAGGCAAAUACCAAUGCCAUGAUAUAGAUGAAUGUUCCCUUGGCCACCAUCAGUGUGGUAGCUUUUCGCGAUGUUACAAUACACCAGGAUCCUAUAAAUGCAAGUGUAAAGAAGGGUACAGAGACAAUGGAACAAACUGCAUACAAACUCCCCUUGUGGAACCAAGCACAAGGCAACCCCUCAGACCACCAUAUGUACCUGCUGUUGUUACAGAAAGGCCGGUGACCAGGCCAACAACUCGACCUACACCCGGGCCAACGACUCGUCCUACACCCAGGCCAACAACUCGACUGACACCAAAGCCAACCACUAGGUAUGUGCCGGUGACAACAAGGCCAGUUACGAAGCCAGUGACGAGGCCUCCACCGCCAACACCACCUCAACCUACAACAUUAAGACCUACACUACCGCCACAAAGAACUCCUCCGAUAACAACUGAAGAGCCUUCACACGUUCCCAUUGAAACUACAUCUUCCCAAGGAGUUACAGAUGACAACAGGAUCCAGAUAGAUCCUCAGAAACCCCGAGGAGAUGUGUUCAUUCCACGCCAGCCUGGAGUGAGCAAUAAUCUGUUUGAAAUACUUGAAAUUGAAAGAGGGAUUACCGCUGAUGAAUUUGAAGCAAACGAUGACCCAGGUGUGCUGGUACACAGCUGUAAUUUUGAUAGCGGACUGUGCGGAUGGAUCAAGGACAAAGAUGAUGACUUGCACUGGGAACCAGUGAGAGAUGCAUCAGGGGGACAGUAUCUUACUAUCUCUGACCCCAAAGGCAAAGAAGGAAGAGUAGCGCAUCUUAUCCUGCCGUUGGGUCACAUGGCUCAGGCCGGUGACUUGUGCCUGUCAUUUAGGCAUAAGGUGCCUGGACUGCAUUCUGGUGCCCUCCAAGUCUUUGUAAGGAAAAAUGGUGCUCACGGACCAGCCGUUUGGGGAAGAAAUGGUGGCCAUGGCUGGAGACAGACACACAUAACUUUACGAGGACUAGGCAUCAAGAGUGUUAUAUUCAAAGGGGAGAAAGGGAAAGGAAGAACUGGGGAUAUUGGACUAGAUGACGUGAUCUUGAGGAGAGGACGCUGCUCUGAAGAGCAUUAGCAAAGACAAUGGACCAGCACAGUCAUCUCCUCUAGCCCUUCUCGUGCUAUUCCUACCAAGCUUUGAAACGGAACUGCACAAAAAAGAAGAAAAAGUUGGAGAGUGACAACUUCCUAGUGGUCUGCUAAGUGCAAUCUCACCGAAACUUCACUUAAAACCAUGGAGAGCACCUCCCAGGAUUCAGGAACUCCAGUCCCGUGCUGGUUGUUUCUAUUAAUCCUUACCCCUAGUUCAUAUUUCGUAUGUGAUAACUUUAUCCCCUGUUAAGCCUGGUGAGUGCUCACACAAAGAGCACUUGUGAAAAAGGGAGAAGUAAUUACAAAUGGUGGCAAAAGAAAGCUCCAGCUCAGAAAGUUUUAGUGUUAACUGAUAUUCAUUAUCUUCCCAUAGUGCUACUCUUUCAUUGAUUAGAUUUGAUAGACAGUGGGAUUGAUCUAGCUUCAGAGUCACCUCAAGAUUAGCAGAAGCCUGGACCUGAACUUUGGCUUACUGCCGUUGACCUUUGAAGAAGGGUUUGCUUCAUAUUAAAUAGCAUUUAUUUUGGUGUUGCAUCUGUAUUAACAAAAAGCAGUUAUAUAGAGUAGGCACUGCAUCCUGUAAUAUUGCUACUGCUGUUUUGUGUAUAUGUGUAUGGUUAUUAACAUAUUUAUGUUUUUAAUAUUUACAGACUCUAGCUGCAAGGCAAUUGGCAGCUGUGCUUUCUUAUUGUACAAGACAGGAGCUCAGCAUAUUCUUUG